Molecule: messenger RNA, 2014 nt
Organism: Girardinichthys multiradiatus
Lineage: Eukaryota; Metazoa; Chordata; Actinopteri; Cyprinodontiformes; Goodeidae
Product: carbonic anhydrase 1-like
Exons: 7
Coding region: 128-910 (260 amino acids)
Biological process (GO): carbon dioxide transport
Cellular component (GO): cytoplasm
Molecular function (GO): zinc ion binding; carbonate dehydratase activity
Source: RefSeq, a predicted model, not a curated record
GUGGCCAAAACCAGCCUGACAGGCUCGCCGCGCACAGACUAUAUAAACUAAGCAGCUGUCAGGUGGAGGACACUGGCAGCUCUGGCCUGUGCUGGGAGAUUACAGCACUGCAGAAAACACUUUAACAAUGUCUCAGGCUUGGGGAUACGCAGCGAAUAACGGACCCGACAAAUGGGCUGACAGCUUCCCAAUCGCGAACGGACCCCGCCAGUCUCCCAUCGACGUCGUGCCGGGGGAAGCAUCUUACGACGCGGAGCUGAAGCCGCUCGUCCUAAAGUACGACCCGUCCACCUGCCUGGAGAUCCUCAACAACGGCCAUUCCUUCCAAGUGACCUUCGUUGACGACACCGACAGCUCAACUCUGAAAGACGGACCAAUCUCAGGGAUUUACAGGCUGAAGCAGUUUCAUUUUCACUGGGGGGCUUCAGAUGACAAGGGGUCUGAACAUACUGUGGCCGGGACCAAAUAUCCCGCUGAACUCCAUCUGGUGCACUGGAACACCAAAUAUGAAAGCUUUGGGAAAGCUGCUAGUCAGCCUGAUGGGCUUGCUGUUGUUGGAGUUUUCUUAAAGAUCGGUGCAAAAAAUGCCAGUCUCCAGAAACUUAUUGACGCAUUUGAAUCAAUCAAGACCAAAGGCACGCAAAGUUCCUUUGCUAACUUCAACCCUGCAACAUUGUUACCUGGUUGCUUAGACUACUGGACGUACGAUGGAUCUCUCACAACUCCCCCUCUGCUUGAAAGCGUUACCUGGAUAGUCUGCAAAGAGCCAAUCAGCAUCAGCUCUGAGCAGAUGGGCAAAUUCCGCAGCCUUCUCUUCUCUGCUGAGGGUGAGGCCGAAUGCUGCAUGGUGGACAACUAUCGCCCUCCCCAACCACUCAAGGGUCGCCCUGUCCGUGCUUCCUUCAAGUAGAUCCCAUCCCCCCCUUUUGCCCUUUAUCCCCAGUGGCCUCUCUUCCUCCCUUCCCCGCUUUCAGAAGUACCUUUUUUUUGCAGCAAACCUUAGAAAGAACACAUUUCUCUUUUAGUCCAGUUUUAAAACAAAACCACUGCAUUUAUUGUGUGUACAAUACCAGCAAGUAUGGCCUGUUAUAAUUCAUUUUUAAAGAAAAUCACUUGGUGGCAGAAAUAUUUUCACCAGAAUGGUGCUCUGGAACUAGCAGGAAGCACAAGCUGUACAGUUCCAGUUUACGGGGGGAGGAUAACACCUUGGUGCCGAAAGUGGACACACGGACACGCAGGACACUCCCGCUGCCAAUCUAGCUGUAAUAGCUGACUGACUGUCAGCCUUUGCAACGCUGCAGCUUACUGUAAUGCUGCAGCCGCUUCCAUUGCAAGAGAUUGACUUAGAAAAUCCCCCUCUGGCUCACAAACACACCCAAACACACACACACACACACACACACACACACACACACACACACACCGUCACACAUGCAGUCCCAUGCAGACAUGCUGCCUGAAGGCAUUGACCUCCUUAUUGAUACUAAUCGCACAGCGCUAUACUGAGUAAGGGCUGACAGCUCCAUAAAAAUAACUUGCAACUAUUGUUUUUAAAGCGUAUAUUCUUUAUUUUUAUGAUAGAUUGUGUCUUAAAUCCUGACAGUUUAUGCAAAUUAAGCAUAAGUGAUUCCUAAAUGUUGCAUUGUGACAAACAUCAUCUCUUUUUCUUUAAAUCCUGAUAAUUAUAGCAGUAAAGAUAAAAUGUACAGUAGCCUUGUGGUACACCAUAGCAGCUAGCACUCAAGGCCAAUGAUGAAACCUUCCUGUGAGGUCAAGUAAAAAAGAAACGUGCCAAAAGGGCCGAUAAUCCUGUUAGCACAGUGUCCUCUACAGGAGAAUGAUUAACAAAAGGCGUUUCUAAAGAAGAAUGUUUAUCCAGAAAGAUUUAAAUAAAAUAUACAUCAUAAAAAUAUAAAAACACCUAAAUGUAAAUCAUUGAUGGGACUGUGUGUGUAAUGUCAUUUUUGUCUGGCGAUGGACAUUUACUAGUUGAAUAAAUAUAUUUUAUGAUUGA